AUGCAGACCCCCUCCAACCACAAGGAUCAGGCCCCGCCCCCAAAUACAGACUCCCCCACCCACCAGGAUCAGGCCCCUCCCCCAAAUGCAGACCCCGCCCACCAGGAUCAGGCCCCGCCCCCAAAUGCAGACCCCCCCCACCAGGAUCAGGCCCCGCCCCCAAAUACAGACCCCCCCCCCCACCCACCAGGAUCAGGCCCUUCCCCCAAAUACAGACCCCCCCAGCCACCAGGAUCAGGCCCCUCCCCCAAAUGCAGACCCCACCCACCAGGAUCAGGCCCCGCCCUCAAAUGCAGGCCCCGCCCACCAGGAUCAGGCCCCGCCCACCAGGAUCAGGCCACGCCUCCAAAUGCAGACCCAACCACAAGGAUCAGGCCACGCCCCAAAAUGCAGACCCCGCCCAUCCGGAUCAGGCCACGCCCCCAAAUGCAGACCCCCCCGCCCACCAGGAUCAGUCCCCUCCCCCAAAUGCAGACCCCCGCCCACCAGGAUCAGGCCCCGCCCUCAAAUGCAGACCCCGCCCACCAGGAUCAGACCCCGCCCUCAAAUGCAGACCCCGCCCCCACAUGCAGACCCCCGCCCACCAGGAUCAGGCCCCGCCCCCAAAUGCAGACCCCGCCCACCAGGAUCAGGCCACACCCCCAAAUGCAGGCCCCGCCCACCAGGAUCAGGCCACGCCUCCAAACGCAGGCCCCCAACCACAAGGAUCAGGCCCCGCCCCCAAACACAGACCCCGCCCACCAGGAUCCGGCCCCCCAAAACACAGACCCCGCCCACCAGGAUCAGAGGGAGCGGGCAUAA
Molecule: messenger RNA, 801 nt
Organism: Tachyglossus aculeatus (Australian echidna)
Lineage: Eukaryota; Metazoa; Chordata; Mammalia; Monotremata; Tachyglossidae
Product: proline-rich protein 2-like
Exons: 2
Coding region: 1-801 (266 amino acids)
Source: RefSeq, a predicted model, not a curated record